This is a messenger RNA of Varanus komodoensis (Komodo dragon), 3169 nucleotides long. It is a transcript of the gene CCDC14, whose product is annotated as coiled-coil domain containing 14. NCBI's taxonomy places the organism in Eukaryota, Metazoa, Chordata, Lepidosauria, Squamata, Varanidae. The record is from RefSeq and is a predicted model, not a curated record. Gene Ontology annotation, biological process: protein localization to centrosome. Bases 55 to 2910 code for a protein of 951 amino acids. The transcript is spliced from 13 exons. Gene Ontology annotation, cellular component: centriolar satellite.
GAGGACAGCUGCAGUUGUGGCUGCGGCUGCUUCUCUGCUCUUGGCUCGGUGACGAUGGCGAGGCAGGGCUCCUUACGACACCAUAAGGUAUUGUCUUCAGGAAGGUUGACUGGAUCAACUAAAGUAGCAAGUAGCAAGAAACAAAUCCCUGUAAGAAAAGUGGCACAUUCAAAUGUUGAUUCUGGAUACUCUCUGUAUUCCACAGAUUCUGAGGAUCAGGUUACAAGUAUUCAUCAUGGCCUUGAUCGCUGUGCAGCUUUACUGAAAGAUAUUUUGCAAAAUGAAUCUGAAGGAAUGGCAAAUAUCUGUCAGAAGACAGGGAACACAGCCAUUGUCAGAACAACUUCCAGACCGUUACUUAAUAAAGGAAAAGGCUCAAAGAAGAGAGGCCUGAAGAAAAAACUUCCUUCUGUAAAUGUACAUAAAGAAAUAGUGCCUAUGUCAAAUAGGAAGCCAGCUUCAGCAAAUGUAACUGCUGCUGGAAAGGACACGGUCUCUGUAAACACUCAGAAGGUUCCUGCUAUUCAACCAAUUCAUGUACCUUGCAGUCAGCAUUCUCCUGUAACUCAUCAGAAACUCUGUGAGCAUGUACAGACACAAAUGUCUCUGCUAAAUAUGCAAGCUCCACAAAAAUCCGGUGGUGUUCCUGAAGUACCACUUUCCACUAUUCCUGAAAAUACAGCAUAUCAGCAUGUUACAGCAUUCAACUUCCGCUUACCUACCUCAACACCAGCUCUGUCCCCAGAACAUGCUGCUAAUCCUGCACUUGUUCAGCCUGGUGUUUCCAUGGACAACUGCAGCCAGUGUGGAUCACAAGCCGGACCUGUUCUUUUGCCAGCAGGCUCCAGUGCUUCCACUUCUGCUCCACAACUACAGCCAGUGGUUUCAUGUUCAGUUCUUCCCCAUUUAACUCAGCCAGGUCCCAAUGGCCCAACACCCUCUACAGUUCUUGCUCCACCUGCUAGUAGAGAGGCUUUGUCAGACCAAGGAAUCCAUGACCCACAGCAAAAAGAAACAGACCUAAUACAGCGUAUUCAGGCACACCUGGCUCUGUUGCAAACACAUGAAAAGGAGAGUGGGAAGUCUAAUGAAAAAGACCAUGGCGCUGAUCCAAUACAACCCAAGCCCUUGAAUUCCAGAGAAGAAACUGCUGAUGAAUACAGUGAGGGUACUGUUAGUGAAGAAGAGGACUUGAAUGGAGUUGAUGUGGCACCAGUGAAAGAUACAAGUUGUCAGACUAGUUUCGACAAGGAUGUUUUAAAGCCUAAAAAACCAAGCCAGCAAAAAACAUCUCAAAAACUGAAAACAGUGAAGUAUCUUUUGGGGGAACUCAAGGCCCUGCUAACUGAUCAUGAUGAUUCAGACAUUUUAAGACUGUUAGAUGAAGUAGAAGACACCGUAUCACUCUUCCCUGCAGCAGUUGGAAGUACAAAUGUGCAAGCUGAAAUAGCACUUGCUCUUCAACCUCUCAGAAGUGAAAAUGCUCAGUUGCGCAGGCGGUUAAGAAUAUUGAAUCAGCAGCUCAAACAUCAAGAGAGGGCUGAAAAGGAAUGUCAUCCGGAUAGCAACUUUGAAUUGAUUUCUCUCCAGGCUUUGAAUCUGACACUGAAGAGUGAAUUGAAUGAAUGUAUGCAAAGCAUUGAGUUGCUGCAGAAUAAAAAUGAAGAGCUCAUACAAAUCUCAGAAAGCCAAAAAGAAGAAAACAAAAGACUGACCAGAAUAAUCCACGAGAAAGAAAAAGAUCUGCUUGAAAAGAGACAGCAUUAUGAUAAUGGCUUAGCCAAGCUCAAAAUUGAAAUAGAUGAGCUGUUGGCUGACAAGAGGAAUUUUCAGUAUAAAUUGGAAUCUGCUGAGAAAGAAAACCAGAUUUUGGUCAUAACUUUACGUCAGCGAGAUGCAGAAGUGAACAGACUCUGUGAAUUGACUAGGGCUCUCCAGGGCAGUAUGUCCAAACUUCUCUCAGACCUCACUGUGGGCACUGCUAAACCCAAGCAGGAAAGGGGUCUAUCAAAAGCUGCCCUGGAAAUUCAUGAGAACCAGCUGCAGCAUGAUGCAUACCCUCUAAGUGAUUCCAUAAUGAACUACCUCAAGAAAUUAGAGACAGAUCCUGUUCUGUUCAGUGCAAAGCCUCCCUUGUCAAAGCCUGAAAUAAAGGAACCAAAUCAAGUGCCUAAGAUGAAGGGAGCUGAACAGCCUCCUCAAAGAAACACUGUUGCAGAGGAAACAGCAGCUCCAAGGAAGGUUUUUAGCUUUCUAAAGCCUGAUGUUGUAGCAGCCAGCAACUCAAGUGCUUCAGUAGAAGGGCAUGAGCCAAAUGAGCCUAUUUACAUUCCACUAAGUCACAGUCCAUCUUGGAAGCCGGCGACAGUUACUGAAAGGAGGACAAACACACACCAUCCAAUUCCCCAGACACUGGACCAUAGCUCUCGGUUGGGUGCUUCUGAGCAACCAGAUGGGCUUAGGAUGCUGGGCAAUGCAAAGGCCUGUGAUAAAUUCUAUGGUAGCCAUAGUCCAAAGAAUGCUUUUGAAAAUAACUCUGAAAUGAUGGAGAGGAUAGCAGAGCUGGAAGGCAAGAAGCAUCAAAUGCAGCCAAAAGAAAUAACAAACGGAGCUGCUAAAGUGAUUUUGGACAAUCCAGACAGACUUCAGCCUGAUAAAUUCCUCUGUGCUCCUAUUUCACAUCAGAAAGGAGACGUACAGAAGAAAGGCACUGGAAUGUCAGCUCCAAACUCCAGUUUUUCAACUUUUGACUGGAUGUCAGGAAAAUCUGAAUGGACUAUAUCAUCCCUUUCAACAUUCACAUCCAGAGAUGAAGAAGACUUCAAAAAUGGUCUGGCAGCUUUGGAUGCCAACAUAGCUAGAUUGCAAAAGACUUUGCAGAGUAGUUUGGAAAAAAAAAUGAGUCCUUAAAUACAUUUCCACAGGACAGGCUGUGAAGACAUGCUUUUCUUGACAACCAAAUUAUUUAUAAUAACUUGGUACUGUUUUUGUAUGUGACUGUCACUUGAAUAGUUGACGUAAAAUUUAACUUAUUUUCUUACUGAAAAAGGUCUUUGAUUACAAAAAAAAUCAAGCAUAGAUCUGAAAUAUGCCUGUAAGUUUUAAUUUUAGAAUUUAAAGAAAUUAGCUAUUCUAAUAAAGAUAAAAGACUUGAUGUUAUAUAGAACUA